Messenger RNA from Oikopleura dioica, 1500 nucleotides. Lineage: Eukaryota; Metazoa; Chordata; Appendicularia; Copelata; Oikopleuridae. The record is from the annotation of a GenBank genome assembly.
AUGAGUCUCGAAAGCAUGAGAGAGCAGAGAAUUCAGUCACUGAAAUUUCAAGUCAUAAAAGAGAUCAGCAGAAGAUACAACCUUUCCGACCUGAUUGUGAAUUACUCUGGCCCGGCUCCGGAAGAUCAUGAGGUGAAAAUUGAUGCAGAGGAUGCAAUUGAGCUCGAAAAUUCAAAAUGUGAGGUGGCUAAAACAGGCGAAAAAAGUAAAGUCAUCAUUCAUUCACCGCAAAAAUCAUAUCAAGAAUCGGCUCAAUUUACGAGCGCCCGGCUCGCAACCGAAAUUCCCGGCCACCUCUGCGGCCAUAUCUGGCUGAGUUUCAGCUCUCGUGACAUCUCAUUUUUCGAAAACGGCCACGUGAAAAGCGCCCAUUUGAUGUUCUACAAGUUGCCGAACCCGAACAACCAUCAAAAGCGAUUUCCCAAGAAAGCGAAUGAAAAUUUAGUCAGGAAACUUCAUCUUAACAUCAAGAUGAAGUUACUCGCCGGGGUUUUGGCCGGGUGGGUCUCUGCCCAAUACCCGUACUACGAUUACGAUCAAAUCUACACCGGCAAGUCGCAGGCCGAUCAGUCCGGAGGAGCUCUCUUCACCGGGCAUACCAACUCGCCCGAAGUUGCCUCUGUCGCCCGAGCCCUCGGAAACGGACGAAUCUGCUGGUCGUGUCUUGAGGAGUCAUACGCCAAUUGCUUGGGUGCCUCCGCUGUUCGAGGCGAUAGCGAGCGACACGGCGCCGUCUACUGCCAAGGUGAAGAUUACUUCUGCUACAUCUCCGAGCGACGAAUCAUCCGUCACGCCGAGAACGAGUGGAACUACGAGCAAGGAGCUCCAUGGCAAACUGUUAGCGCAGUUGAUCAUGGAGAGCUUCUCAAUGGCGCUGCUUCAGGCCCAACUGAGGUUCGAGUCCAGAUGGGUUGCCAGCAGCCGCUGAGCUGCCUCCGUCAGCAAUGGCAAAACUACCAGAUCCAGAUCGGUGUUGCUUUCCAUCAGGAUAACCCAACACAGGUUGACGCCCAGUACGUCCCUGUUGGUUCCCAGACCGAGGUCAGAUCCGGAGCUUGCCGACACCAUUACGCCUGGAACGAUCACGAAGACGGUACCUUCACUGUUGACGACGAGUGGCGAGCGUUCUCCUGGAUGGAGGCCGACACUCAGAGCGGCAACAGCAAGGCUAGCGCUCAAGGAUGGGGCGAUCGACGAUUCGGAGCAACUGAACGUCAUUUCCAACGAGGCAAGGGUACCGAAUCCGUCUGCCACUACUGUUGCGAUCCAUACCUGGAGUACGACGCUGAAGGAUGCAACCACGUCGCUGCCGAGGGCUUUGUCGAUAGCGGAGCUGGUCAAAUCACCGAUUUCUCCGCUGGUGUCAAGGACUCCAACAUCUUCCUCAAGCGGCCCGCCAAUGAUCACUCCAAGGACUGGAGCUCCAACACCAACUUGCCCCAGUACCACGGUGCCUUCCGAAACCCCCACACCCAAGUGGCCAAGGGUAUCCUCGCAUAA